This is a messenger RNA of Panthera uncia (snow leopard), 5307 nucleotides long. It is a transcript of the gene SH3KBP1, whose product is annotated as SH3 domain containing kinase binding protein 1. NCBI's taxonomy places the organism in Eukaryota, Metazoa, Chordata, Mammalia, Carnivora, Felidae. Bases 2909 to 4810 code for a protein of 633 amino acids. The record is from RefSeq and is a predicted model, not a curated record. The transcript has 17 exons. Gene Ontology annotation, molecular function: protein binding.
GGAGGGGCAGAGAGAGAGGGAGACACAGAAUCCGAAACAGGCUCCAGGCUCUGAGCUGUCAGCAUAGGGCCCGACGCGGGGUUUGAACUCACGGACUGCGAGAUCAUGACCUGAGCUGAAGUCGGACGCUUAACCGACUGAGCCACCCAGGCGCCCCCAGCAACUGGAUUUUUAACAUUUCUUAAAUCUUAGUAAUCUUUUCCCCUGAGAUCAUGUAGGAAGAUAAGACACAGGUGGAGAUGAUCAUCCAGUGUUCCUCAGUCUAUUGUGUCCCUUUUUAAAAGUCCCUUUCUUCAAAACCAAGUGUUUCCCAUUCUUGUUGCAUUUGUAAUAUUCUUUACGCCAGCUCCUUACCUUGUCUAAGGGUUAAAAAAAUAAUAAGGGAAACGCCAUGAUGAUGAGAAAAAAAAAAAAGUUGAGCGUGGGAGAACUAGAGACAGAUUCCAAGGGACCUGGCUCUCACCCACACCUGGCUUCCUACAGUGACUUCAGGCCUGGCAAGGGACACAGGCACCCGCACCGUGUAAAUGGAACCCUGAAAGAAACCCCAUAGCGCUGACCACACUGAGCGCUUUGCUUUUGUCUGCUCAAACCCUCUCUGUUGGAAAAGGCAAGGCUCUAGGGCAUAGCCUGGUGGGCGAGACAGACCCAGAAGCACUUUUGUAACCCUCUCUGGUGUGCACUUAGUAUGCCAAAGGAGCCCAAAGGGAGGGGAAGCUUAGAGGCUGGGGCAGGGGAGGAAGGGAUAGAUCAGGUGAAGAGGAUGGUGAGAGUGACCGAGGAUGUAUGAACCGAGGCCUGCAGGGGAAGCGGUUUGAUAAAUAUCUGGAAGAAAGCCUUGCCAGUGAGUAAAAUGGGAAGUAGAGGCGGGGGUUGGGGUGGAGUGAAGUUGGGACGUGAGAGGCACUGUGCACCUCUGUAAGGAAUUUGGACCCUAGAGGUGAUCAGGAAGCAUCAAAGGAGCCAUUUUAAGCAGAGGCAUGUUGCCGUCAGAUGUGGAUGGAGGCAGAGUUUAACAGGUGACUUCUGAAUGAGCAUCUGCUCCCAUGUAGCUUAUUUCAAAAAUAGCUUCAUUGAGAUCUAACUUGCAUACUGUACAGUUCAUCCACUUGUGCCUUGUUCAGUGGCUUUCAGCAUAUUUAGGGUUGUGUAAUUAUCACCAUGAUCUAAUUUUUGAACAUGUCCUUCCCGCCCCAAAGAGACCUUGUGCCCCUGUGCUGUUACUCCCCACUUCCAAGCCCAGCCCUCGGCAGUCAACCACUCUUCUUUGUAAUUUCUCCUUUUUCUUUAGCGUUGAAGGGAAUGUCUUCUGUGAGUGUAUUAUUAACUUUAAGGGGUCUCUUUGCCAGAUUACAGACUCUUGCUCUUGGCUUCCUAGGUAUUGCUCAGCCUGUUCCUAUCAGCAGUGAUAUCUGUUAUCUCACAUAAUUUUCAGGCUACAGGUCGGAUGGACCCCAAGGGUAGUGUGUUCACCUGCUCACGGGGACAUCGGAGACCUGUGUUCUUCCUGUCGCUCCUCCAUGGGUCGUGCUGCCAGUAGCUUCACCCAAGGGCUGGUUUCUUCAUGGUUGUCAGGCAGACGUAGGAUGGCAUCCACUGGCUGUGGGGCCCUCUGCUUCCUUGUUCAGGGCGGGCAUGUAGGAGGAGUCCUUUCCUGCAGUCUGAUUGGGUGAACUUAGCUCCUGUUGCCCACCCGGAACCAAUGAUUGGCUUAGAGUUAAUUAGUCUGCCCUCUGGAGCUGGGGAGUGGGCUUGAUGGGGGAUGGGUGGGUACCUGUGGCCAAUAGUUGGCUCUGCGAGGGGAGGAGGAAGGGAGCCGCCUCAGCUGGUUAGUACCGUGUUUGAAGCUGCCCCUAGCUUUAUGUCUGUGAAAAGCGUCCUCAAUUCAGAUCUCACCACUUCGGGAGGUCGUGCAGAUUUGGUCAGGCGGUGCACUGGAGUUGACCUUUGGACAGUGUCAUAGUGUGGGCGAUAGUGGGAAUGGUGGUAACAUUAACUUAUGUGGGAAAUAAAUGAUUUAAGCCUCAUUAGAAAAACCUGUUUGCUUUAGGAUAGCAAUGUUUAAAUACAUGACUAGUAGUAAAUAGUAGGGAAAUCAUUCUUAUCUGGUUAUUAGGUUAGCCCCUUGGAAUCUCUCCUUGGGGGAAAAAAUGAAAUCCUGUCCUGAAUGUGUCAGUAUUUGAGUUACUCUGUGAACUUGAAAUUAACAAAAAUUGACUUUGUUUCAAGUAUAAUUCACGCUUCACUAAGCCCAGUAGACAUUCUGCCAGUUACUUGCACUUUAUUAAAUUUUGCUUUAGAUGUAAUAAAAAAAAUUUAAGGUAGGCCUCUGCUUUGCAAGUAACUUAUUUGAUUAUGAGCUGUAUUUUCAAGUCUGUUUUGGAGUGAGGUUUGCCCUCACGUAAGUAAUGAGCGUUUGCUGGCGCAGCUCUUUAAUGGUGAGAACGGAUGUUGAAGAAAGCAAACACCAUAUGCCCUUUGUUUCCCGUGCAUGUCCCCUCCUGGAGGCUGGGUGGAGUGUUUCAGCUGUCUCGAAUAAUCUCCAUUUUGCUGUUACUGCAGACUUUGCGGCUCUCCCACUCUCUUCUCUCCGAUGUUACAACUUCUUCCUCUUCCUCCUCCUCAGUCAUAAAGGUUCCAUGCUCUGAAGCGCCAGAGAUUGGGUUAAUUUUGAAAAAUGAGUUUCCCUUGAUUUGUGACAGAAAUUAGUGCAGAGAAUUAAAAAAAGAAAAAAAAAACCACCACCCAGCGUGAAUGUGUAGUGGGAGGGGCAGGCGGGUUGGGUACGGGACAGGAUGCUUAGAAUAAUUCUGCUGCCAAGUGAAUCAGAGAGACUCGCAGUUCUCGGCGAGCACGGAGCAUACUCCUGCCCAGAGUUCAGACGCAGUCAGCCCGAAAUCACCACUUGAUGCUCCACAGAAUGGAGCUUUCUGCAGCCAAAGCCCCGGGUGCUGCAGACGCGUCUGAGACUGAAAUAAAGAAAGAGAUGAAGAAAGACCCUCUCUCCAGCAAAGCUCCAGAAAAACCCAUGCACGAAGUAUCCGGUGGAAAUGUUUUGCUGUCUUCCGAAACAAUUCUAAGAACCAAUAAGAGAGGCGAGCGACGGAGGCGCCGCUGCCAGGUGGCAUUCAGCUACCUGCCCCAGAACGAUGACGAGCUCGAGCUGAAAGUGGGCGACAUCAUAGAGGUAGUAGGAGAGGUAGAAGAAGGAUGGUGGGAAGGCGUUCUCAAUGGAAAGACUGGAAUGUUUCCUUCCAACUUCAUCAAGGAGCUGUCGGGGGAAUCGGAUGACCUGGGCAUUUCCCAGGACGAGCAGCUCUCCAAGUCAAGUUUAAGGGAAACCACAGGCUCCGAGAGUGAUGGGGGUGACUCGAGCAGUACCAAAUCCGAAGGUGCCAACGGGACAGUCGCAACCGCAGCAAUCCAGCCGAAGAAAGUUAAGGGAGUGGGCUUUGGAGAUAUAUUCAAAGACAAACCAAUAAAACUAAGACCAAGGUCGAUUGAAGUAGAGAAUGACUUUCUACCGGUGGAGAAGACAAUUGGAAAGAAGUUACCUCCAACGACGGCAACUCCAGACUCGUCAAAACCAGAAAUGGACGGCAGGACAAAGACCAAGGAUUACUGCAAAGUAAUAUUUCCAUAUGAGGCCCAGAAUGACGAUGAAUUGACAAUCAAAGAAGGAGAUAUAGUCACUCUCAUCAAUAAGGACUGCAUCGACGUGGGCUGGUGGGAAGGAGAGCUCAACGGCAGACGAGGAGUGUUCCCCGAUAACUUCGUGAAGUUACUUCCACCUGACUUUGAAAAGGAGGGGAAUAGACCCAAGAAGCCACCUCCUCCAUCCGCUCCUGUCAUCAAGCAAGGGGCAGGUACCACUGAAAGAAAACAUGAAAUUAAAAAAAUACCUCCUGAAAGACCAGAAACACUUCCAAACAGAACCGAAGAAAAAGAAAGACCAGAGAGAGAGCCAAAACUGGAUUUACAGAAGCCUUCCGUUCCUGCCAUCCCGCCAAAAAAGCCCCGGCCACCCAAGACCAAUUCUCUCAGCAGACCGGGUGCGCUGCCCCCCAGGAGGCCUGAACGACCAGUGGGUCCCCUGACCCACAGCAGGGGUGACGGUCCAAAGAUUGACUUGGUGGGCAGUUCGAUAUCCGGCAUCCUGGACAAGGAUCUCUCGGACCGCAGCAAUGACAUUGACCUAGAAGGUUUUGACUCUGUGGUAUCAUCUACUGAGAAACUCAGUCACCCAACCACAAGCAGACCAAAAGCUACGGGGAGGCGGCCUCCGUCUCAAUCCCUCACAUCCUCUUCCCUUUCAAGCCCUGAUAUCUUUGACUCCCCAAGUCCCGAAGAAGAUAAAGAGGAACACGUUUCACUUGCACACAGAGGAGUGGAAGCAUCAAAGAAAACUUCAAAGACUGUUACCAUAUCCCAAGUGUCAGACAACAAAGCGUCCCUGCCGCCCAAGCCAGGGACCAUGGCUGCAGGUGGUGGUGGCGGGCCAGCCUCUCUGUCCUCGGCAACAUCCUCCCCCCUGUCAUCCUCUUUGGGAACAGCCGGACACAGAGCCAACUCCCCGUCUCUGUUUGGCUCGGAAGGAAAACCAAAGACGGAGCCUGCGGCCAGCAGCCAGGCGGCCGUGGAGGAGCUAAGGACGCAGGUCCGCGAGCUGAGGAGCAUCAUCGAGACUAUGAAGGACCAGCAGAAACGAGAGAUUAAGCAGUUACUGUCAGAGUUGGAUGAAGAGAAGAAAAUCCGGCUUCGGUUGCAGAUGGAAGUUAAUGACAUAAAGAAAGCUCUUCAAUCAAAAUGAAUACUUGAUAAAUGAAAUGUCACAUUAUUCAUCCUGAGUCCGAGACUCAAAUUUUCCGCCCCAGCCAAAAUAACCUUGUGCCAAAAGAUUAAAGGUUUGCCUCAACAUGUCCCUGUUUGCAAGAUUAGCACAAAAGUCUUGAUAGCACAACACAAAUUCCAUCCAAGAGGAGACUCUUCCCCAUGGUAUAAUCCUGGGCAUGGCACUGGUUGUGACUUAGAGCAAAUUGUGCUAAAGGCUUUUUUUACUCUGAGAUCUCAUGCGAAACGAAAACUCAGGCAGUUUAGUCCAUAGUGGUACUAUUUUGAUGAUAUUUUCCAUUAAUAAAAUGUAAUUUCAGAUUAUUCGUUUACAAGCUUUAUAAUUUUAUGAUUUUUUUAAUCGUGUUUUGUCACAGAUUCCCCCAGUGUUUGUAUUCCACAUCGUCCAGAGCAAGCGUUCCAUUCUUUUGCUUUGGGCAGAAAGCUGCCUCGCUUUGUGUCCCCUCUAGAUUCUAU